Molecule: messenger RNA, 1038 nt
Organism: Zea mays
Lineage: Eukaryota; Viridiplantae; Streptophyta; Magnoliopsida; Poales; Poaceae
Product: E3 ubiquitin-protein ligase Os04g0590900
Exons: 1
Coding region: 175-741 (188 amino acids)
Biological process (GO): protein ubiquitination
Molecular function (GO): transferase activity
Source: RefSeq, a predicted model, not a curated record
UCGACCGUCGACAGAGAGAGAUCCUCGUAACCAUCGCUGCGAGGCUUGGCCGCUUGCGCUGCCGGUCAUUAGGCAGGGACGGGGGGAGGAGCGAGGGGGGCGCUGUCAAAUCGACCAUGCGCCAUGGCGCCGCUGCCGCGGGCCGUCUAGAUCCACCAUACCACCGCAGCCACCAUGUCGUGGUCGUCGCUGACGAGCGGCGACACGUACAAGUCGCCAGCGUUCAUCGCGCUGGUGAGCGCGCUGUGCGUGGCCGUGCUGCUGCUGCUGCACCACUGCGUCCUCGUCGCCUGCUGCCACGGCGGCGACAGGCGACGCCGGAGGCAGCAGCACCACCACCGGCGCGUCGUCGGCGUGGUCAGCGCCAGCACGGCCGACACGCGGCGGCAACGGCAGCCGGAAGAGGAAGAGGAGGCGAGCGUCAGCGUGGAGGUGAGCGCGACGUCGCGGACGCACCUGGUGGGCGCAGCGGUGGUGUGCCGGUACCGCAAGGAGGAGGCCUGGAACGAGUCGACGUGCCCGGUGUGCCUGGCCGACUUCGACGACGGCGAGGUCGUGCGGGUGCUCCCCGAGUGCAUGCACUACUUCCACGCCGACUGCAUCGACACGUGGCUGCGCGGGAGCACCAGCUGCCCGAUGUGCCGCGCCGAGACCACGCCCACGCCCACGCCUAGCCCGGCCUCCGUGCGCCACCACCUCGAGCUCUCCGUCUCCCUCGAGGAGAUCCUCGUCGCGACGUGAGCAGCGCCCCGGACCAUCUUCACGUGGGACCGAAGGCGUAGGCUGCGGCGCUCCAGUCACCGGAAGCGUAGCGAUAAACAGCCACGGAAGGAAGAAGGGGAAGCUGGGUGCUGGUGCAUGGCUCUGCUUCAUUCACAUGAACGUGGUCGGAGACAGAGCAAAGGCAUGCAUGGCCCGGAUUUCUUCCAUUUUUUUGGGAUUAGAGGGUCUCAAAUUCUUAGCGAUUAUUUUUUUUAAAACUAGCACGCUAUUUCUGAUUUAUGAUGGCAUGCCAAGAUUAUGCUUUGCUGCCACUAC